Staurois parvus is the source of this 417-nucleotide messenger RNA. The record is from the annotation of a GenBank genome assembly. NCBI's taxonomy places the organism in Eukaryota, Metazoa, Chordata, Amphibia, Anura, Ranidae.
UCAGCUGUGUCCAAUCACAGCUAAUCACAUGUAAACAGAGAAAUGCCGAUCAUUGAUGAUCAUUGUGCCCUGAUGAUCAGUGUAGCCCCAGCAGUGCCACCUGUCAGUGUCCAUCAGUUCCAGCUGUCAGUGCUCAUCAGUGCCACAUAUCAGUGCCUACCAGUACACAUCAAUGCCACAUAUCAGUGCCCACCUGAGCUGCCUUUCAGUAUCACCCAUCAGUGCCAGUCAGUGCCACCUAUCAAUGCCAAUCAGUGCCGCCUAUCAGUGCCAGUCAGUGCCGCCUAUCAGUGCGCAUCAAUGCCCAUCAGUGCCGUCUAUCAGUGCCAGUCAGUGCCACCUAACAGUGCCAGUCAGUGCUGCCUAUCAGUGCCAUAUAUCAGUGCUGCCUUUCAGUGCCCAUCAGUGAUGCCUGUC